This is a messenger RNA of Macroventuria anomochaeta, 1289 nucleotides long. RefSeq lists its product as uncharacterized. NCBI's taxonomy places the organism in Eukaryota, Fungi, Ascomycota, Dothideomycetes, Pleosporales, Didymellaceae. The transcript has 2 exons. The coding region runs from base 363 to 1283 and encodes 306 amino acids. Gene Ontology annotation, molecular function: protein binding. The record is from RefSeq and is a predicted model, not a curated record.
UCAGAUAUGGUGUUGACACCCCUACAGUGCAACUGCUUGUAGAAAAUAUCUGCGCCUUCUAUCAAGCCUAGGCGCCAUGUGUAUCUUUUCCUGGAGCUGUAGCAUGUCUCAGAGCCCUGGGCGACAGCCGAUUUGCCCGGCACGUCACACGCAUUGGUAAUUGGACCGGGACUAGCACAACUACGCCGCUGAACGAUCACUGUAUAAUCUUCCAUUAUCGUCAAGUGUGUAUGCUGGAGGAUGUCUCAUAAGGUUCUGUCAGCCCCUCCUCGAGUCUUGCUCGCAAGCAAACAUAUCCACAUGUAAGCAGCAAACAAGGCUGAGUCCUGACUUCUCACUACAUAUCACUACAGCAUUUCAACAUGCUUACUCGACUCCUCGACCUCCCAUCAGAACUCCUCCUCCAAAUCCUAGCCACCCUCCCGGUAAAGCCACUCCUCCGAUUCGCGCAAACAUCCCACUACGCACGUAGCCUAGCUUACUCGAACCUACAAUCUCUCUCCCUCGCAAUCUAUCCAUCUCAUCGCAGCUCCUGGCACAAUAAACUCUUCAUCGCCCAGCACAAGCCAAAACACGCCCUGCACGCCGCCAUCCAGAUACCACGGGCCUGGGACUUCGACUACACCACGCUUCUAACUUUCCACAACAAGAUUGUUGCGAGCAUCUUGAGCCGCCAUGCAUCUGUGCUGCAGAAACUCGAACUCACGUUCUGGACGCUCUCGAUACCUAUAGCUCGGGCGAUUGCAAAGCUGCCAGCACUCAAGGAACUCAACAUCUGCAUUGAGACCGUGCAAGCCGUGCCGCGAGCGUAUAUGAAUGUGCAGCGGAAAGAAGAGGGUAAAGCGUGGGCCCUACUUCCUUGUAGUCCUUCAUGGACUCACCUCAUCCACACGCUUCGGAUCGAGAACGCCAAGAUCAACACCUCGCAGCUACACUGUCUGAUUGCUGGGGCCGGUAGAUUGAGAGAGUUGGCGCUGAGAAAGUGCGACAUGCUCACCAGCUCACUCUGGGACACCGAAAGGUUGAGCAGCUUGCGGCAUCUCAGUAUCACAGACUGUGCGAACGUGCACGCCAAUUCGACAGCGCUGGAGGCAAUAAGCAAAAUGCAGAGAUUAAAGGUUCUGGACUUACAUGGGUGUAGUGGUUUGGACGGCGAGGUUUUGGAACAGUGGAACAGGGAUGUCUGGCGUGUGCCUUUGUUUGUGGCACCGAGGCCGCGUGGGAUGCUGAAGGAGGAGGUGCAUAUUGAGGUGGAUCCGGAUUAUCUGCUUGAGCAGGAUUAAGCUGUC